This is a messenger RNA of Entamoeba invadens IP1, 600 nucleotides long. RefSeq lists its product as hypothetical. Lineage: Eukaryota; Evosea; Mastigamoebida; Endamoebidae. The record is from RefSeq and is a predicted model, not a curated record. The transcript has 2 exons. The coding region runs from base 1 to 600 and encodes 199 amino acids.
AUGAAUCCAGCCGCAAAUGGUUCAGUAAUAUCCAACCCGAUGUCAGCGGGACAACCUCAAACUCAAGAACGCCCAAUGUCCUCUUCUCAAUUCCAAUACGGCUAUCAACAGCCGCCUCAAUACAACUCACCAGCAAUGUACCCGCCACAACGUGGCGGGUUCCCUUCGGGAGGAUACCAACAACCCGUACAGCCGCAACAAAUCCCUCCACCUCAACAACAGGGCUAUGUCGAUAUCUCGCUUAUUCAAGGCCUGAUCGAACAAUAUCUCCAAUUUUAUUACAACGACGAAGAAAUCAUUCGGGAGCUCGAGAGGAAAAACAUCUCUGCGGAGAUGACGUCGUACAUUCUCACAAAACUUCGCGAGCAGAACCCCAACUACUUUAAGGCCUAUGAAAUUAGGUUGACUAUUAAAAACCAAAUAUCGAGGUUCAACGAUCUGGUCCAGAGGCAUCUUGUGUCGAGCAAUCCACAACAAAUGGAACAGCAACCACAACAACCUCCUCAACAAUUCCAACAAGACAUGUAUCAACAGGACUACACCGGAGUAAAUUACCCGUCGGAUGCUUUCCAGGGCGAUCAGCCAAUGGGCGGAUUGUAA